Molecule: messenger RNA, 1912 nt
Organism: Poecilia reticulata (guppy)
Lineage: Eukaryota; Metazoa; Chordata; Actinopteri; Cyprinodontiformes; Poeciliidae
Product: protein phosphatase 1 regulatory subunit 3B-like
Biological process (GO): regulation of glycogen biosynthetic process
Cellular component (GO): protein phosphatase type 1 complex
Molecular function (GO): protein phosphatase 1 binding; glycogen binding
Source: RefSeq, a predicted model, not a curated record
CAAAACUCAAAACACAGACCCCAGACACAACAGAGACUGCCUGACUGCACACUCGUCUUUAUUUUCACUGUUUCACUCAAGUGAGAAACUACAUGUUACUGUAUGAUAUUUGCAGAUCAAGCCGACUCAGCUCAAAGCCCUUCUUCCUAAAGAACAGAACAAUAGUUUAAAUCUGCAGUGGGACAAUGAGUAGCUCAAGAGUUCUUCACCCCCAUCCCGUGGCCAAACCAGACAAACUGCCGGUGAACCCGGGUCAGCACCAGCCUCUUCAUCAGCCACCGAUCAUGGCUCCUCUGAAAGUAACGCAGCGAUUUUAUCCACCAAGCGACUAUCCACGAAGAGCCAGCCUUCGCUUUGCACAUCUGUCCUCCUCUCCMCCCUCGUCAUACGUGCCUACAUCGCCCCGGAGCUGCUUCCGCAAGUACWGCUUCAGCGCGCACAAGAAACGUGUGGUAUUUGCAGAUGAGGUGGGACGGGCGCUGACCGUUGAGCAUGUGUUCACCUCUGAGCCCCCAUCCCCACCCCCUGCUCCAGCAACAAACCCCUGUCCACGCCCCUUGGAAGGUCAACAGAAUCCUGCAAACAGAAAUGGAUCGCUUACGUCCAAGUUUCGCCUGGGCUUCCCUCAGCCUGCAAAGGACUCUGACGCACUUAUUGCUCGCCUGCAAGAGAAAUGUGUACAAAUGAAGAGCUGCAGCAUUUCAGACAACACCUUGAUAGGUGAAGUGUGCGUUUUCCAUAGUUGCCCAAAAAGCACCGUCAAUAUGAAAAUGACUUUUGAUUCAUGGAUCACCCUCAAAGACAUUCCCUGUAAAUUCCUGGAGCAAAGGCGAGUCAAUGGCCUUGAUGUAGACGUGUUUUUCUUUGAAACAUGCUUGCCCCAAAUGGCAGACAAAAUAGAGCGGAUUGAGUUCUGCUUCACGUCCAGCCCAGGGCUCAGCUCUGUGCUGCACCGGGAUGACAACAUGGGACAGAAUUACAAAGUGCUGAGGGACAAAGCCGGCUCAAGUCCAAGCAAAGACUAUACAAAGCAGUUUUACCCCAUGCUUUCAAAGUACCAGCCACCUGUUUAUCCACAGUUUUCUUCUUAUCUCCGAAACUGUGAGAAUCUGACAUACCUCCAUAGUCAUCUGCUAAGCAGUGGACUUAGGUCUGCAAUCCGCGAACCACUGUGUUGGAUGGCGUAAAACAUCCAAUAUGGUGGCAUGUCAGCACAAAUAUGAUUCUGGAUACAGAAUACCCUGCUGUAAUGUGAAUGAUGUAUUAUUAAAUUAUUAAAUUAUUUUUAUUUUUUCAACUUCUGCUGAAGUGAGUUUUUUUUUCCAACUAAAAAUAAAUGUGUUUGUGUAAAAUCGUAUUAGCAAAUACAUGCAAGAAAUCAGUGUGUGUUAUCUACAUUGGAUCAGAUUCCUGCUGUGUAUCCGUCUGUUGAGUCAGGCAUACCAGGCAGAGAUAGGUCAACAAAGCAAAAAGGAUCUUCUGGGAAAGCAGUUUGGAUUGAAGAGUAUGUCCCAGACACUCCCUUGGCUUCAACAUUCUUGGAAUUGUUACAUCUUGUACUAUAGACAACUGGUUUGACAAAUUUGAGACGGUACGUACUUUGCUUUUGUACGGACUUGUGUUUAUGAGAGAGGGUGGAGUCAUUACAAAACAUCUUAGCAACUACAGUGAGAAAGUUCUUGCUACUCUAGUUUCAUUUCCACCCAGGUCACACUUUUUUUUUCUUGACUUUUAGUUCCUUGAGGCUGCUGCUGUCCUAUUUCAACCUAAGUGAAUGUUUACAGGCUUGUGGUAUCAGUUGACAUGUUGUAUUAGAUCUGUUUACAAUUAUCUGAUCCUUUUCACGUUUUAUUUGUUUUAAGAGAAAGCAUGCAUGAUAUAUAUUUUUUUCUAAUAAAAAUCUGAAAAGUGA